Chaetomium fimeti is the source of this 1371-nucleotide messenger RNA. RefSeq names its product Tricarboxylate/iron carrier. Bases 281 to 1330 code for a protein of 349 amino acids. Gene Ontology annotation, molecular function: monoatomic ion transmembrane transporter activity. Gene Ontology annotation, biological process: mitochondrial transmembrane transport; monoatomic ion transport. NCBI's taxonomy places the organism in Eukaryota, Fungi, Ascomycota, Sordariomycetes, Sordariales, Chaetomiaceae. The record is from RefSeq and is a predicted model, not a curated record. The transcript is spliced from 3 exons. Gene Ontology annotation, cellular component: mitochondrial inner membrane.
CGAUUUUAGGGCCACCAGCGCCACCAUCUCGGCAAGCCCAUUUGACCGCUUUCCUAGAAUCGUUUUGCGACAUCCGGGCGAGUAGAUCACGAGCGCAGUUGUGGAAAGCUAGCGGCUAGAGACGGGCGGUUGGUUCCGGGCGACCAGAGGUGCAUUGUGUUAACAUUCAUUGCUCAUACCAUACUUCAUUUUCGUUGUUCUUCCUUAUCUGAUACCCUUCAUUCUUUCGUCGCCCUCUUUCUGCACCACACCUCCCAAGGGCCCAAGGACAACCGCCAACAUGUCUGCUUCCCUCCCAGGCAGCCGGGCUCUCCCGGAGUCACAGUAUGACCUUAGCACUUACUGGGGGCGUGUCAGGCAUACUAUGGGAAUCACAGAUCCGAGUACCCUCCUCGUCGGUAGCGCCGGCCUCGAACAAGCCAAGAAUGCCCUGGUCGCAUACAAGCAAGGCCAUGUACACUCGAUGACUCCCGAGCUAUGGCGGGCCAAGAAGAUUGUCGACUCGACGCUUCACCCAGACACGGGUGAAGCCGUUUUUCUGCCCUUCCGCAUGUCAUGCUUCGUGCUCUCCAACUUGGUUGUCACAGCAGGCAUGCUGACCCCAGGCCUCGGCAACCGCGGGACAAUAGCCUGGCAAGUGGCCAACCAGUCCCUCAACGUCGCCAUCAACUAUUCCAACUCGAACAAGUCGUCGCCGCUGUCCUGGUCCAAGAUCGCCCAGUCCUACUUCCUCGCCGUGACCGCCUCCUGCUCCGUCGCCGUCGGUCUCAACAGCCUGGUCCCGCGCCUCAAGAGCCUCUCGCCCUCCACCCGCCUCAUCCUCAGCCGCCUGGUGCCCUUCGCCGCGGUCGCCAGCGCCGGCGCCCUCAACGUCUUCCUCAUGCGCGGCGAGGAGAUGCGCACGGGCAUCGACGUGUUCCCGGCCAAGGCCAAGAGCAAGACCGCAGAGAAUCCAAGCCCGGCCGCAGCACUGGAGAAGGCGCCGCAAGCCGACGACGAGAGUAGCGAGGCGAGCCUGGGCAAGAGCAAGAAGGCGGCGACGCUAGCGGUAGCAGAAACAGCCGCCAGCCGCGUGUUCAACAGCUCGCCCAUCAUGGUGCUGCCGCCGCUGCUGCUGGUGCGCCUGCAGCGCGGCGCCUGGCUGCGCAAGAACCCGCGCUGGACCACCCCCGUCAACCUCGGCCUGAUCCUGCUCACCAGCUACGCGGCCCUGCCCCUCGCCCUCGCGGCGUUCCCCCAGCGCCAGCGCCUCAGGGCGGAGAGCUUGGAGGAGGAGUUCCAUGGGAGGGGGGGCGAGGGCGGGUUGGUGGAGUUUAAUAGGGGGAUUUAAGAAGCCAUAUGAUUUGGGGUUGGGGUUGGUCGGGUUGGUGG